Messenger RNA from Lachancea mirantina, 447 nucleotides. The record is from the annotation of a GenBank genome assembly. Lineage: Eukaryota; Fungi; Ascomycota; Saccharomycetes; Saccharomycetales; Saccharomycetaceae.
AUGCAACGUCCUGAAGACCUUGAUAAGCUUCAAAAUGACCUUUCCGUCGCGGAACAACAGGUAGCUUCCGUGAUAGAGUCGUUCAUCGAGUUGGGGAUUUCGAUUUACGAUUUUCCGGGCACUCCGGAAGCGACACAGGGAAUGGUGACGAAUUUGCGCCGAAACGUAGACCGUUUGCACCAAAUAAACCGGCAGAGUAACGACCCGACAUCGCAACUUAACAAGGUCAGUAUACCGAUGGACGUGAUGCAGUACAUCGAGGACGGACGUAACCCUGACGUUUACACACGAGACUUCGUUGAGGCGAUACGACGGUCAAACCAGUACCAGAGAGCCAAGAUGCAUGGACUCAAGCAGCUCAGGGAUAAAUUGGCCGAGAAAGUGAUCGAGGAGUUCCCAGACAUGGAGGAAACCGUCCAGGAUAUCAUACGACGGACAGAUCCGUGA